AUGUCAUCAAGCAACAACACUCAUUCAUCAUCAUCUUCCCUUCUCUUGGAUAUUGAAGACAAUUUGAACAAAAAGAAAGAAAAUUCAAAUCCUAUUAGUAAACCAUCCUUUCUCAAAUUAUCACAGCAACAAGAUGGCACAAAUGAAGGAAUGCCUAGAUUUGCUCCUUCCGAGCUCUUGUCCAGACUACAAAGCUUUUUACCACAAAUUAAAGAAGCAAACGAAAAGCUAGAAAGUGGUGAAGUUGAAGGCUUUUCGGAUUGUGUUGAAAUUAUUGAGAAUGAUGAUGAGGAGGAACAAGAUGGUGCUCAACUUCAAGAGGAAAAUUAUAAUGAUGAAGAAGAAUCCGAACAUAAACCCUAUGUGGAGAUGAAUGUAGUAUUGGGAGUAUUAGAACAAAAACAAAAAACAAGCCUAAUUACAGAUAUAGAUGGACCAACAGAGGAUGAACAAAAAUUGGAAGAAAAAGAUGAAGUUGUAAAUUUGAGAAUUGGAAAGGAUUUUACUCCACAAGAAAGCAAAAAUAUUGAACAGGAUAUGGUGGCAUAUAUGAAUAUUAUGAAUUCUCUUCUCGGUUCUUCAUCAGCAUUGAAAAGAAAACGAGUAGAGGACAACAGUGAUAGUGGCAGUAGUGGUGAUAGUAGUGACAGUGAUCAAGAUUAG
This is a messenger RNA of Naegleria gruberi, 663 nucleotides long. RefSeq lists its product as uncharacterized. The record is from RefSeq and is a predicted model, not a curated record. Bases 1 to 663 code for a protein of 220 amino acids. NCBI's taxonomy places the organism in Eukaryota, Heterolobosea, Eutetramitea, Acrasida, Naegleriidae. The transcript has a single exon. Gene Ontology annotation, biological process: box C/D snoRNP assembly.